GAGAGAUUCGGACCGAGAAAGUGACGAUUACCCCAUUAAUUUGAGCGAGGAUGAAAGAUUCGUAGAUGAGGAACGUUACAGUGAAGGACUUGAGAGGCAGUGAUGGACGUAUCUUUUUUCGCUCUGACCUUAACUUAGGUACAAGCUGGCUCAUUGGAUUCCACACUCUCCUUUUUCUAUUGUGGAUCACGGAUUUGUAUUUUAAACCACCUCGGAUACUAUAUCCUCUUGAAAAUGAGAGUCGAGCACGCGAAAUGGACAUUUAAAGUGACUUUUAUCUCCAAGACAAUACAUCGGUGACACACUUAGCUACUGAGCUAACGUGUUAGCAUCGUUCUCAAAUGAAGAUAGAAACAAAAUAAAUAAACCCCUGACUGGAAGGAUAGACAGAAGACCAACAAUAAUAUUAAACCAUGUACAUGUAACUACGCGGUUAAAAAUUCUCAGCCUGGUAAGGCUUAACUAUGCUGUUGCUAACGACGCUAAGGCUAAUUUAGCAACUUAGCAACCGGACCUCAUAGAACUAUGUACUCUCUCCUUUUUCUAUUGUGGAUCACGGAUUUGUAUUUUAAACCACCUCGGAUACUAUAUCCUCUUGAAAAUGAGAGUCGAGAACGCGAAAUAAACAUUCAGUGCCUUUUAUCUCCACGACAAUACAUCGGCGAAACGCUUUAGCUACGAGCUAACGUGAUAGCAUCGUGCUUUAACUGCAUAUAGAAACAAAAAAAAUAAACCCCUGAAUGGAAGGAUAGAUAGAAAAUCAACAAUACUAUUAAACCGUGGACAUGUAAAUACACGGUUAAUGCUUUCCAGGCUGGCGAAGGUUAACAAUGCUGUGCUAACGACGCCAUUGAAGCUAACUUAGCAACUUAGCAACCGGACCGCACAGAGCUAUGCUAAAAACAUUAGCUCUCCACCUACGCCAGCCAGCCCUCCUCUGCUCAUCAACACCCGUGCUCACCUGCGUUCCAGCGGAAGGACGAAGGACUUCACCCGAUGCGUUUGGCGGCCCGGAGACGUAGGAAGUCAAGCUUUGCUUCCACCCCACUUGAGAUCGCCAUCAACUUCCCCGCCUCCUUCCGGCAUUUUUUACGACAACGCGGGGUCAAGUUCCUGGGAGGCAGAAAACACACACAGCACCCCAGAAGCCAACGCGACAACAUCCUUGCCCCCGCCACUUCCUCCACGGCCGAGUUUCAUGAGGUACAUACCAGAGUACGUGUUGGUCUUACCUGCAUCCACCGCCUCUGAGAAAGAAAUUCAACCCCCACCUCUUGUCACGCCACCUCCAGCAUCUGCAGACGACAAAGGACCUCUACUGGGGAAUCCCAACGUGGUCCUUGUUAGUUUGGGAAAGUUUCUCUCAGAGGAAGUGCAGCACACGCCAGGAAAACCCGCCUCCUGCUGCCAGUGUGGUGCCGUGCUGGACUCCAGGUCUGACACCCCGGCAGAGGUUAAUGGCUGUUACUUCUGUCAAGCGUCUGAGCUGAGCAGCGCCUUCAGAAGCCAACAAGGCAUCGCCGCUACCGGUUUGCCGCACGGCCUCUUUGUGCUGAUCCCGGAUUCAAAACUCCAGAGCGCCUCGCAGCCUCUGCUCAUCUUCUGCAUCGACAUCUCGGCCUCCAUGAGCAUCACCUCUCAGGUGCUCCCGGGAGAGCACAGAUCCCGCCUGGAGUUUGUCCAGGAGGCUGUCCUACUGUGCGUCCAGAAGCUGUGUGAAGAGCAACCUCAGACACCUGUAGGGCUCAUCUCUUUCAACUAUCAGGUGGAAGUGCAUGGAUAUGGAGAUUUUCGAUCCCGCAUCCUAAGUGGUGAAGAGUUAGUGGACCAUAACUACCUGAAAGUCGCCGCCGCCGCUUUCCCCACUCCACCUCCGCUGUCACAGACCCAGGACUUCUUGCAGAAACAAGUCACAGCACUCGCUGCAGUCGGGACCACCGCGCUUGGCCCGGCGGCUCUUUUGGCCGUCACGAUGGCCUCCAGGCAUCCAGGCUCCAAGGUGAUCAUCUGUACUGAUGGGAAAGCCAACACCAUGUUAGGCAACCUGGAAGUGGAGGACAACGAUGCGCGCACUCUUCUGUCAUCCACCAUCUUCUACCAAGAUCUGGGGGAAUUUGCUGCCAAUCAAGGUGUGACGGUGUCGGUGCUUUCUAUCGAAGGAACUGACUGUAGGCUGGAUGAGCUGGGAAGACUUGCUGAUCGCACAGGAGGGAAAGUGUUGACUGCAAGUCCCAAUAUGCUGCAUUCCCAGUUUGAGCAGAUCAUUGAGAACUGCACGAUAGCCACACACUGCACUGUCACGCUGCUGCUGCCCAAAUCGCUGCGUGUGAAAGGAGAAAAAGAGGCCGGACACAAAGCGGCCAGAAAGGUGGGAAACGUGCACUUGGAUACAGAGAUCACCUUCCAGUUUGUUGCCAAUGAAGAAGACGCAUCAGCGCCACCUUCAGGCGGUCGCGUGUCCAUCCAGCUGCAGCUCAGAUACAUUCGGAGGGACGGACAGAGCAUGCUCAGAGUCUUUACCGUGGACCGUAAUGUUACCAAUGACAGCAUGGCGGUGCUGUCCUCCUUGUCCCUGCCCAUCAUUCAUCUCAACUCCUCGCAGGCCAGCGCCGCCCUGGCCGUCAGAGGCCGCUUCCUGGACGCCAGGCGGGAAAGCGAACUACAGAUGAAGCUCAUCGAGAGAGCAAUAAAGCACAACCGCAGUUCGGAGGACAGAGAGACGUACCAAGAAUGGGUCAACACCAUGGAGCCGUUAUACAACAACAUCCACAACUUCACCAGGGCUAGAUCCGUCAUAUCCGACUCUCAGUCUCUGACAGACGCGGGUGCAGUGCUGCUGUACACCAUGAAGCACAGCAACAGGAAGACCAUCAUGAUCAAGAACAAACAGGACCUGGAGCCAACAUACAACAUUCACUUUUCCCCUAACUGGCAGAAAUCCAAAUACUGAAAGACACACACACACACACACACACACGCACACACACACACACACACACACACACACGCACACACACGCACACACACACUCAUAGCUGAAAGGCCCUGUUGCAUUCUGCUUGGUCUCUGUAGGAAUUGCUGAGCAGGGGCCUCAUGUAAAGAGUGUUUCUUACUAAAAAUGGGCUUACGAUCAAAUCCAGAAAAAGGAUACAAAUUCAGACGUAUUCAAGUGUUCACACGCACAAAUCCAAGCACAUUUCUUUGUUGCAUCGCAAUCAACUUGAAGUCGACCGCAGACAUGUGCGUGGCUCUGCCCGCCCAGACCACGCCCCCAGAGGGAAAAUAACGGCAGAAAAUGGAUGUGUGGAUUGGUUUGAAUCAUGCCAGCAUAAUAUCACAAAGGCUAUGAAAGACUUUGACUCUUGUUCGAUUACUCAAUUUAUGAACAAAAUACAGGAGCACUUAUUGCGGUGGCAGCCGUACACGCGACCACCCGCUGAUGCUGGACAGGAUGUCACAGGAUCCCGUUUUGACGCCAAUAGAUGGAGAAAUGAUUGGCAAGAUUAAUUGAUAUAUGUCCUCACAAAUAUUUAUAUGAAUAUGAAGCAUUAAAUGCUUUGCCGAAAAAGUUAAUUUUGCGUCUUUGCCUUUUUUACAUCAUUGAAAUCAAAUGUUGCCAAGCCUGAAUGUUGGGUGGGGUUGUUUAGUCACUUUCCCCCCAGUCACCAUAAACUGGUGGCUCAAAAAACAAGUGUCGUCUAUCUACUCAUUCAUAUCGUUGACAGCUUUGUCACACUUAGUGGAUAAUUAUUCUGUCUCCUGACUUAUUGAUAUACUUGCUCAUUUCCUCUUUUGAGCUGCUCACUUUCACUUUCUAUUACCUCAUUUUUGUAAUGCCUCCACAACCUGUAGAAAGGGUGGUCCCCACAAGUGAUGAUCAAAAACUUGCUCCCCAUUCCAAAUGAUAACAUCAAAUCAGUAACAAAAUCGGCCUACUAUCACCUCAAAAAUGUAAAAAGACUUAGAGGGCUCAUGUCAGCUCAAGACUUUGAAAAACUUGUACAUGCCUUUAUUACCAGUAGGCUAGACUAUUGUAAUUGUCUCCUUGCAGGUCUUCCCAAAAAAACUGUCAGGCAGCUACAGCUUGUUCAGAACGUUGCUUCUAGAGUUCUAACAAAGACCAAAAAAUGUGAGCACAUUACACCAAUUCUUAAAUCCUUACAUUGACUCCCUGUACAUCAGAGAAUUGAUUUCAAAAUCCUCCUGCUCACAUAUAAAUCACUACAUGGUCUAGGGCCCAAGUAUAUUACUGAUAUGCUCCCACUAUAUAAGCCCUCUAGAUCACUAAGAUCUUCUGAGACCAAUCUGUUAGCGGUUCCAAGAGUAAACUCAAAUCAAGGGAGAGCAUCAUUCAGUCACUAUGCAAAAAAUAGCUGGAAUAAACUUCCUGAAGAUGUCAGACUUUACCCAACUCUGACUACUUUUAAAACUAGACUGAAGACUUUUAUGUUCACCUUAGCUUUCAGCUAAAUCUUUUAAUCUUUUAACUUUUAACGUCUGCACUGUUUUUUAUUUUUAUUGUAUGCAUUUUAAUUUUGCUUUUAUUUUCUUUCAUUUCACUUUGUUGUCUGUGAAGCACUUUGAGUCUGCCUUGUGUAUGAAAAGCGCUAUACAAAUAAAGUUGCCUUGCCUUGCCUUGCCUUGCCUAUUGUAAAGCGGUUCCAGUUAGACUUUUGUUAAAGACAAUGUAGUCAUAAUUUCUUGUUUCACUACUUCAGAGUCGAGCUACCU
Messenger RNA from Entelurus aequoreus (snake pipefish), 4731 nucleotides. Its product is annotated as circularly permutated Ras protein 1-like. Bases 1199 to 2950 code for a protein of 583 amino acids. Gene Ontology annotation, cellular component: COPII vesicle coat; endoplasmic reticulum exit site. The transcript is spliced from 19 exons. Gene Ontology annotation, biological process: COPII-coated vesicle cargo loading. Lineage: Eukaryota; Metazoa; Chordata; Actinopteri; Syngnathiformes; Syngnathidae. The record is from RefSeq and is a predicted model, not a curated record. Gene Ontology annotation, molecular function: SNARE binding; zinc ion binding.